AUGCAGCGUGCGGUUUCGCCUUUGGAAACUCCCAUCACUCAACGCGGCAAGUUCGUGCGAGACUCGAAUUUGAGACACUGUUCGGGUUCUAGGUCCGGCCCACCAACCCACACCGACACCGACACCAACACAGUCAUGUCUCACAUCCGACAGGCAUUUCCCCAGACAUCGACAUCCAGCUCGCGGGUCUCCUCAGUCACUCGGGUAGAGCAGAAUACAUCGAAUGGACGAGUAACCGGGACCUUAAGACUAAGGGCUGAGGAUGUUCCCUCAGUCGAUCAAGACGCGUCUCCGGCACGGCGUAUUCGGUGGAGCGAGGACGUGGUCGAUAACGAAGGCAUGGGCAAAAAGAGUUCGAAAGUAUGUUGCAUCUACCACAAGGCGAGACCAGUUGGUGAAAGCAGCUCCGAGUCGGAAUCCUCGGACUCGGAUUCGUCGAGUUCAGACAGUGACCAGAGGACUGGUGAUGCAGGUUCUAAGAGGAACUGCCACCAUCACCGCCACAAUCAUCAAGAUGGGGCUCAGGAGUCGCCGGAGAGGGGCCGGGCUGGCAGCGGCCAUAGCCAUGAUAGUAGGAAAACGAAGCGAAGAAAGCCCAGUCCAAAUGCAUACGAAAAGAUGCCGAAGAACACCAAGGGCUGA
Molecule: messenger RNA, 642 nt
Organism: Aspergillus calidoustus
Lineage: Eukaryota; Fungi; Ascomycota; Eurotiomycetes; Eurotiales; Aspergillaceae
Source: the annotation of a GenBank genome assembly